AUGCGCGAGAAAAUGCUCAGAGAUGAGGUCGCAUACACCAUGACCAUCAAGUUGUGCAAGAGCAUAGAAAUCGUGGGCAUGGCCAAGACUGCUGGCUUUGACGGACUCUUCCUAGAAUGUGAGCAUUCAUCAAUGGAUCUUGAGUCGACAAGCCAGUUAUGUGUUGCGGCUCUGUAUUGCGGCAUCUCCCCUAUUGUUCGUGUCCCCAGCAAGGACCCCUGUUUUGUCUCAAGAGUCCUUGAUGGUGGCGCGCUCGGCGUUGUGGUACCUCAUAUCCGCUCAGUCCAAGACGCACAGGACGUUGUCAACGCUGCCAAGUUCCAGCCCAUUGGAUUCCGUUCAUCUACCAACGGCCUUCCCCAGCACAGCUUUCGUUCCAUCCCCGCAAAGCAAUCCAACCCUAUUACCAACGAAGCCACACUAGUCAUCCCCAUGAUCGAGACCCUUGAGGCUCUAGAACUAGUGGAUGAGAUUGCUGCGCUCCCUGGCGUUGACUCACUUCUCAUUGGCACAAACGACUUGACUGCUGAGAUGGGUAUCCCUGGAGAUUACGAGAACCCUCGCGUGACUGAGGCUUACGCCCGUACUAUUGCGGCCUGCCAAAAGCACGGAAAGUGGCUGGGUGUUGGAGGUCUUCAUGCCCGACUUGACCUUGUUGAGAAGUUUUGCAAGAUGGGAGCUCGCUGGGUUAUGGCUGCUACUGAUGGUCCUUUGCUUAUGGGAGCAGCCAGCAAGAGGGCGACUGAGAUGUCAGCCUUGAACGAGUCUGUCAAGGCAUCACAAACAAAUGGUGCUCCUGCCAAGAUCACGAAUGGAAACGGUACCAAGACUGUUACAAAUGGAAUCACCAAUGGGCUCAAGAAUGGAGCUACCAACGGCGUGGCAGUGACAGCGUAG
Messenger RNA from Fusarium graminearum PH-1, 897 nucleotides. RefSeq lists its product as uncharacterized. Gene Ontology annotation, cellular component: cytoplasm. Gene Ontology annotation, molecular function: aldehyde-lyase activity. The transcript has a single exon. The record is from RefSeq and is a predicted model, not a curated record. Lineage: Eukaryota; Fungi; Ascomycota; Sordariomycetes; Hypocreales; Nectriaceae. The coding region runs from base 1 to 897 and encodes 298 amino acids.